Tetrahymena thermophila SB210 is the source of this 546-nucleotide messenger RNA. RefSeq names its product transmembrane protein, putative. The transcript has a single exon. NCBI's taxonomy places the organism in Eukaryota, Ciliophora, Oligohymenophorea, Hymenostomatida, Tetrahymenidae. The record is from RefSeq and is a predicted model, not a curated record.
AUGAAUGGUCAAAAAUUUUUAGGCUACGGUUGUUUGUCUUCAGAGUCUUAAAGUACUACUAUAGCAAUAAUUCAAUAGCAUAACCCUCUGACAUUUUUGUAUUAUGGGGAAAAGCAAUACUAUUAAGGAGCAUACUCUCUUCCAUAUUAAUUUAGCUAAGUUAAACUACCUAGCUGGAUGUGUCUACCAUUCGAUACUAAUUACGAGGAUUUGGUUAAGACUAAAAAUUGUUAUGUGCAUUUUUAUAAUAGUAGAAUAGAAAAAGGUCAACCUAAAAACUAAGCUUACUUAAAUUCUAAAAAUAGAAUAAAUGUUAGAGAUUUAGAGCAAUUCGCACUUAUAUCUUUCAAUAAGCUUAAUGCCCCUUUUUCUUAGUAUUUUGCUUUCUUAGUAUUUACUUUUUGUCCUCUUAUAUCAUCAACAAAUGUAUUAUUUAUAACAUUAAUUGGAUAUAUAGAAUAAUAUAUCAAAUCUAUUACUAAUAAAGAUAAAACAUCCACCUAUUUAAAUUAAUAUAAUCAUGUAGAAGUCAUGCCAAUAGCAUGA